Molecule: messenger RNA, 1534 nt
Organism: Urocitellus parryii (Arctic ground squirrel)
Lineage: Eukaryota; Metazoa; Chordata; Mammalia; Rodentia; Sciuridae
Gene: Procr
Product: protein C receptor
Biological process (GO): negative regulation of coagulation
Molecular function (GO): signaling receptor activity
Source: RefSeq, a predicted model, not a curated record
GCAGAGUAGGAAUAACACUUUAAAAGCCUAACACSCUCUUCCUCCUGACAUUCCCUGGCCUCUUUCUAUCCUCUGCUGAACCUCUGCCUGUUCCCAGACAGCCUCACUUCUUCCCCCCGGCUGCAGCCAGCAGAACCCCCAGCCUGACCCCGCCGGGAGCCCAGGGGGGGAUCAAGAACUUCAGGAUGCUGACAACAUUGCUGCCGCUACUACUGCUGCCUGGCUGGGUCUUUUGUAGCCAGGAAGCCUCAGAGGGUCCACAGAGCCUCCACAUGCUCCAGAUCUCCUACUUCCGCGACCCCUAUCACGUGUGGUACCGGGGCAACGCGUCGCUGAGUGGACAGCUGACACACACGCUGGAAGGCCCGAGCAACAACGUCACGAUCCUCCAACUGCAGCCUUUGGAGGAUUCCGAGAGCUGGGCACGCACGGAAAGCAGCCUGCAGCUCUACCUGAGCCAUUUUCAUGGCCUCGUGCGACUGGUGCAUCACGAACGGAAGCAAGGCGUGACCUUUCCUCUCAUUGUCACCUGCUUCCUGGGCUGUGAGCUGCCUCCCGAGGAUUCAGAGGCCCGAGUCUUCUUUGAAGUGGCUGUGAAUGGAAGCUCCUUUGUGAGUUUUAAGCCAGAGAAAGCCCUGUGGGUGGCAGCCCCCCGGGAACCCUCCAGAGUGGUCACCUUUACCCUGCAGCAGCUCAAUGCCUACAAUCGCACUCGAUACGAACUGCAGGAAUUCCUACAGCAUACCUGUGUUCAGUAUGUGCGGCAACACAAACAGAUCGCCACAGACAAUUCCAAAGGGAGUCAAAGAGGCCGCUCCUACACUUCACUGGUCCUGGGUGUCCUGGUGGGCAGUUUCAUCAUUGCUGGCGUGGCUGUGGGCAUCUUCCUAUGCACAGGUGGACGGCGAUGUUAAUUACUCUCCAACUGCCUCUGAGAAAGAAAUAGAUUGAUGAGGACUGGCAAGAGAAGGUUUCAGUCACAUGAAGUCAGAUAGACUCUACAACUGGGACACAAUAUCCCAGAAGGUUUGGAGUGACAGUUUCUUUCUUCUCCAAGAUCUGCCCACCAAGGGACAUGGAGAGGCUAGGGAGAUAAAGUACUUGGUUUGUUAAGAACCUUAGAAGUGCUGAAGAGAAGGGGGGGCGGGGAAAGAACCUAACAACUUUCUGCAUCAUUGAAUUGGUCUGAAAAAUGAGUGCUUAUCUAUCUUUGUGGAAAACAGACGAUGGAGUUGGGGCAGGGAGAGUCUAUGGCCUGUCCUCCAAAUAGAGAUAGAAUUGCCUGAGGUAUUCAAAACACGCAACCAAAUAAAACAAGUUGUCCACAACCAAAAUAAAUAACAUUCAGUGUCUCCAGGUGUGUCCAAUUCGGGAAGGGACAUUGGUAUGAAAGGAGUAGAAGGAAAUAACCAGAAAAAUGGUGGAAGUGUAAAAUCCAAGUAAUAUGGAAGCAAUGAGUUAUUAAUUAAUCAAUUAAAUAAUAUUAAUAAAUUUCUUGCUUGUGUACAAGACAUAAUUUCCCCCCUAUUUUAUA